Cladocopium goreaui is the source of this 3711-nucleotide messenger RNA. Lineage: Eukaryota; Dinophyceae; Suessiales; Symbiodiniaceae. The record is from the annotation of a GenBank genome assembly.
AUGGACAUUCAAUUGAUGGCUGAGAGCUAUAGGCUGGGAGUCAGACGUUCGACCAUUACAUUGCCCUGGGAGCAGCCGUGUCUCAAACCUAUUUUUGGAAAGCGACAGAGAUUGGUGGAGGCCCCCAAGUUUGUUCCCUUACAGAGCGAUGCAGAUCAUCAUGUCACAUUUGAUCAGAAGGAGGUUGCUGGAAAGGUGACAUGGUCUAGGGUGACAUCUGUGAUUCCUUGGCCGGUAGCACAAGAGAGAUCUUUAUCGAGGGCCCUGGAGAACUGGAGGAUUAUUGUUUCUGAUGAUUUGGAAACUUCAGUUUUGGGUCGCCAGAUUAGGUCUAUUUUGGACGGGACGGUGACUGACAUGACGGAGGAACAGGUCAUUCGUGAUGCCAUGAUUUUUCUCUCAAAGCAGUCAUAUCUUCCACAGAAGAAUACUGUUGAUGAGUACGAACCUGAGUCCCCAAUUCAUGCUGAGUGGGAGUUCUGUGGUUCGGACGGUGAUGUGUCCAUGUCUAGCGUCAGUGAGGGAGAUCAUGGGCUGUUUGAGACUGGUUGCCAAACUUCUGACGAAGAUAGGGAUGCGGAGGUCGCCGCGCCAAUUGUCGGGGCCUCAAUUGCAAGUGAGCUGCACUACUCCAUAGCUGAAUGGCGAGAUGCUGUGACCUUGUCAGCUGUCACUCCCACCAAUUCGAACUCGAUUUGUAACGUCUUCUUUGACGUGAGCGAGACAGUUGGUGCUCCGGCCUCAAAUGCUGAAGGGCAGUUGGCAGAACUUACUAGGGGUGGACUUCACCCUGGCCCCAAUGGUCAGCUGCCUUUGGAUGACCAUGUGAGGGCGCUGUUGCAGGGCCCUGAAAUUAAGUGGAUGCUGAUGCCUCUGCCAAAGCGCCAAGUUAUCAAACCUGUCCAGCCGAUUGCGGCAGCGAACAAACCAAAGGUGGACUCGGACUCCAAACGAGACAGAGAUGGCGACAGUAAGAAGACGAAAGCAGAUGCAGCACGCUUGAAGAAGCUGCGCAGAACCCCCAUGCCAAAGCAGCUCAUGGGUGGAGUGCCAUGCGACGAGCAAGGCAUCUUUGGAGAAAAGGGCGAAAAGCGCCAAAGAUUUCAGGCGAUGGCCCCUGAGAGAAAGCUCUUAGGCGUGGUUGCAAGUGAUGCCGAAGGGCAAUCCUUUUCUGAAGUUCCUGCCGAGGGGCAGGCAAAGCCGAUGGGUGCCGAUCGCAAAAGUGACGGAACCGGCACACAGACUGAUGAUAAACAUGGCACAGUCUUUUUGCUUGAUAUUUUUUCGGGAACAGCUGGAGUGGCUGCAUCAUUUAUUCAGCUUGGUGGAGAUGCGUUGGGAUUGGAUCACAUGGUUGACAAGAAGCGCAUGAGGGGGCCUAUUUCAAAGACUGACCUUUGCAAGAAGGAAACACAGGACCAAGUCAUUUCAUGGUUGGAGCAAGGAAAGGUUGAUGCAGUGAUGUUGGCUCCGCCAUGCGGGACGUCCAGUAGGGCCAGAGAGAUUCCAGUUUUUGAGUCAGGCCGCAGGAGAUCAGCACCAAGACCGCUACGCAGCAAAAAGUGGCCAAAUGGAAUCCCCUCCCUUAGAGGGGUGCCAGCCUUGAAGGUUAAGCUGGCAAAUACGUUGUAUGCAUUCACAAGGCGGGUCAUUGACACAUGUGUCCGGCUGGGCAUCCCGUUUAUCUGUGAGAACCCUCAACGCUCCUGGAUGUGGGAUACUACUUUCUUUCAAGAUUUGCCCACCUCCUGCAAUUUUCAGUGCAUUCAUAGCUGUAUGUACGGCGGCCAGCGCCUAAAGAAGACCGCCUUGCUCCUCAACUUUGAGGCCAACAACCUCAAACUUACUUGCAAUGGGAAACACCAGCACUUGCCGUGGGGGAAGACUAUAUCACCUCACACAGGUGACACCGUGUUUUCAACAAGCACUGAGGCUGAGUAUCCAUGGCCCUUGUGCAAACAGUUGGCGCAAGCCUUUGCGGAGCAAAUCAGAAUGGCAGGCAAGUUUUUUGAGCUGCCCUCCACAACUAUGGAUGUCAAGCAACGGAUGGGAGCGGGAACUCAGCCUCGUGGAAAGCUUGGUCCCUUGCUUUUGGCAGAGUUCAAGCACAAAGUUGUAGUGAAGUCUUCACGAGUUGGUAUUCCAAAAACCAUCACUGAGGAAAGCCCUGAACCAUUUCAGGGGAUACCACUGCAUUCCAAGCUUAUUUCUUCUCGUACGGAGAUGGUGAAAGGGGUGAAUGGCGACGAAGAAAUGCAGAUUUCUGAGUUUGGGGUGUACUAUACACCUGAGGAAUUUUUGGGUAUUGCAGCAACUUUGCAACAUCCAUUGGACUCACCUCAGCUGGUGGACGACUGCAAUUUGAGAGCAAUGCUGGCCAUUCGUGACUGGACUGAGGCGCAGGUGGCUGAAUUCAGAACAAAAAACCUCAGGUACUACACCAAACUUGCAGUUGACCUCAUGGAGGAUGAGAGAGCACUGAGGGCUUGCAUGGACCCCCAGGUGAACGAAGUCUUGCGUGGGAAGAGGCUGAAGCUUUUUCAACAAAUGUGUGCAGACGCAGGUGUGGCUGACGAGACACUGUUUGAGGAACUCACGGCAGGUGUCAGGUUGACGGGGCCGAUGCAGGCCUCUGGACAGUUUCCCCGGAGAAUCAAACCUGCUUCUAUCACAGUGCAGCAGCUCAGGGAAUCUUCAGUCUGGGCUAAGAAGAUGAUUUACUCCUCCUGCAAAAGAGUCUCGUCAGAUCCUGAGAUCGCCCUUGCAGUUUUUCAGGAGACACAGCAGCAACUUAGCGAUGGCUGGGUGAAGGGGCCUUUCACGAUGCAACAGAUGGACGAGCGCUUUGGGGGGUGCUGGAUACCCUCAAAGCGCUUUGGUGUGCGCCAGGGUGGUAAGGUGAGGGCCGUUGACGACUUCUCGGAGUUCUUGGUCAACGCAUCAGUCACGUCGACUGAGAAGUUGGCGCUGUAUGGCAUUGACGAAGUCAUCAACACUGCAAGGUUCUUUAUGGGUAUUGAUGCCAUCACGUUCGACUGUGAUGGUUUUCCCGUUUUGGCUCACUGUGACAAUACCACUGGGAGCCCAUGGAAGCAACUGCAGGGGAGAGCCCUGGACUUAAAGGCAGCGUACAAACAACUUGCGCGUCACCCUGAGGACGCAUGGGCUGCGGUGCUGGCAGUCUGGAAUCCAGACAGCAACAGUGUGGAAUUUUACGAGUCAGUUGCAUUACCCUUUGGAUCAGUGUCGGCGGUGAUGUGCUUUAAUCGCAUGGCGAGGGCCCUUCGCAUCAUCAUGUCAAAAUUGUUCCUGUUAGUGAACACCAACUUCUUUGACGAUUUCUGUCAACUGGAAAUCCCAAAGCUCUGCAAGUCUGCUUGGGAUACGGCGGAGUUGGUGAUGCAGCUGCUUGGUUGGAGGAUUUCAACAUCAGAGGACAAGAGACUGCCUUUUGCGACAAAGUUCACAAUGUUGGGCGCUGUGGUGGACCUCUCGAUGAUGUGUGAUGGAAAGGUCGUUGUGUGCAACAAACCUUCGAGACUGGAGGACAUUGCUGGCCUUGUCACAGAGAUCGUUUCAAAGCGGAAGGUGCCAGUUUCUCUUGUUGAGACGCUCCGUGGGCGUCUAUUGUAUGCGGCGGGGCACACAUUUGGGAGGUGCACUCAACUUGCCAUUCAGCUUAUUUCCAAAGCGGUUAGGGAAGGACCAUGA